AUGGCGGAUACAGUGACAUCGCCACCGAAGCCCGUCCACACAAUCGUGCUGGACGCUGGUCCCAUCAUCAAGAAUACCCCGCCAUUGUCCACUUUGCUCGCUCAAUGCGACGAGAUUAUCACCACCCCCUCAGUGGUGAACGAAAUUCGCGACCCGGACGCCCGCGCUCGUGUCGAAACCCUCUACCUGCCUUUCCUGAAGCAGCGAACCCCGUCUCCGAACAGCUUCAAUGUUAUUAGCGAAUUUGCUCGCAAGACGGGCGACCGAUCCGUGCUGAGUCGAGUCGAUAUCGAAAUCCUGGCGCUCGCAUAUGAGAUUGAGUGUGAGCGCAAUGGUGGUGAUUGGCGUCUGCGCAGUGUUCCUGGCCAGAAGCGAGUCAACGGAAAGCCGCCUGUCAAGGAGGAGGAAAAGAAGGAAGAAACAGAGGCUACCCUGGAAGAGACCGUCGACAACACCACCACCGAGGCCGUUGUGACCGAGGCCACCGAGGAAUCCAAGGAGGAAGAGGCUACACCCACACAAGAGGUCGAACCUGUCGCAGAGAGCACUACGGUCGAGCCUGCGGCUGACGAGGAUACUCCCGAGGAGAGCAAGGACGAUGCUGAGGCCGAGGCCGAGGACGAAGAGGAUGCUGCUGAUUCGGAUGGAGAAUGGAUUACGCCCACCAACUACAAGAAGCGGCUGGCCCGCGAUGAAAGUGGGACGGGAGGAGCUGGAAACGAGCCCAAGACUAUGCAGGUCGCAACUAUGACCACCGAUUUUGCGUGCCAAAACGUUCUAUUGCAGAUGAACUUGAACCUUCUGUCAACGACCACUCUUCAAAGAGUCCAGCACCUUAAGUCAUUCAUUAAGCGCUGCCAUGCCUGCUUCCUUACCACCAAGGAAAUGAACAAGCAGUUCUGCCCUCGUUGCGGUAAAGACACGCUUACCCGUGUGUCGUGCACCACGACUGCCAACGGCCAGUUUACCAUGCAUCUGAAGAAGAACAUGCAAUGGAACAACCGAGGCAACCGUUUCAGCGUUCCCAAGCCCGUCGCUGGCAGUGCCAACGGCAAGUGGAAGGGCGGCGGUGGAAAGGGAGGAUGGGGCACUGAGCUCAUUCUCGCCGAGGAUCAGAAGGAGUUCACCCGAUCCACCACCGAGGAAGAGCGGCGCCAGCGCCGGGAACGGGACCUUAUGGACGAGGAUUAUCUUCCUGGCAUCUUGACUGGUGAGCGCAACAAGUCCGGAGGCCGCAUCAAGGUCGGCGCCGGUCGGAACAUCAACUCGAGAAAGCGCUAA
Messenger RNA from Penicillium cataractarum, 1281 nucleotides. RefSeq names its product rRNA-binding endoribonuclease. The record is from RefSeq and is a predicted model, not a curated record. Lineage: Eukaryota; Fungi; Ascomycota; Eurotiomycetes; Eurotiales; Aspergillaceae. Gene Ontology annotation, cellular component: preribosome, small subunit precursor. The coding region runs from base 1 to 1281 and encodes 426 amino acids. The transcript has 2 exons. Gene Ontology annotation, molecular function: RNA endonuclease activity. Gene Ontology annotation, biological process: maturation of SSU-rRNA; ribosomal small subunit biogenesis.